Molecule: messenger RNA, 834 nt
Organism: Apaloderma vittatum (bar-tailed trogon)
Lineage: Eukaryota; Metazoa; Chordata; Aves; Trogoniformes; Trogonidae
Gene: UTS2B
Product: urotensin 2B
Exons: 5
Coding region: 1-384 (127 amino acids)
Biological process (GO): blood vessel diameter maintenance; regulation of blood pressure
Cellular component (GO): extracellular region
Molecular function (GO): hormone activity
Source: RefSeq, a predicted model, not a curated record
AUGUGGUCUGUCCAGCUGUUCCUUGGAGCACUAACCAUCUUGACCAUGACUGUGUAUGUCCCAUCUACACAUGGAGAACCUUUUUUACUACAAGAUAAGCUGAAAUACAGACUAGAUGACACAGAGAACCGAGUGCUUCCUGAGAGAGAAGACACAAAUCAUGAGGACACACUGCUUACUCUGCUUCUUAAUAAGAAAUACGCGUGGCGGAGACCAGAAAAUAUUGACUGGGAGCUGGCGAAGAAAUUUGAAGAGCUUGAACAGCUAGAGAAGUUGAAGGAUCAGCUCUCAACUGAGGAAGGGACAGAGGUGGCCUAUGCCUUGGAAAGUCUCUCAGCAUCCCAGCCCAAAAAACGCGCCUGCUUUUGGAAAUACUGCAUCUGAAGGCUUGCCAGGACUGGAGGAUGAAGAUGAGCCCUUCCCCAAACUGCCUUGCUAGGUAUUAAUGUGUUAAGAGUUUGUUCUGUUCUCUCAUCACGCUGCUAACUUGGAUGCCACCCUCCAUGACCGCACCACAGUCAAGGCUAACAGGGACCAUGACAGGAGCUGGUAGCCAAAUACCAUGCUCUACUGUUCCCUCCUUCCAGGUUUGACCUACCAUAUCUUCUACUUGGAAGAUGCUCCCCAACUUCCCUUGCUGUCCUGUGUGUGCCAUUCAGUCUGCUGCCACUGCACACUCCUCCCCUUCUCGCCAGGUCCCCCAAGGCACCAAACACUAACUCAGCUCCCCUGAGCUGCAGCCUCUGCCCACAUCUGCAGACGUUGCUCAUGGUGGUGUCUGGGUUUCCCAUUGCUUCCUGCGAGCAGGUCUGUGAUGACCUCACACCCACUGCU